Messenger RNA from Aspergillus wentii DTO 134E9, 3564 nucleotides. Its product is annotated as putative ABC efflux transporter. Gene Ontology annotation, molecular function: ATP hydrolysis activity; ATP binding; ABC-type transporter activity. The transcript is spliced from 2 exons. The record is from RefSeq and is a predicted model, not a curated record. The coding region runs from base 1 to 3564 and encodes 1187 amino acids. Lineage: Eukaryota; Fungi; Ascomycota; Eurotiomycetes; Eurotiales; Aspergillaceae. Gene Ontology annotation, cellular component: membrane.
AUGAAAAUAGCAUCGUCUCUGACAGACAUACUCUUGAAGCCCAUUUCAUAUGAACGCAAGAAUAAAGAAUCGUCAAAGUGCAUUCUGGAUGAUAUAUCUCUGCAAAUACCCAAGGGAUGUCUAACGAUCAUCAUCGGACCCAGUGGGGGUGGCAAAACAACUCUUCUCGACAUUAUUUCUAGACGAUUGGAUAGAAGGUCUGCGCAAAUUGAAGGCGAUGUCUUCGUCGAUGAUGGCUGUAACACAGCAUAUGUCACGCAGAAGGAUUAUCUCCUCCCUUCAUUGACAGUUAAAGAGACGCUGCGAUAUACAGCUGAUCUGAAAUUACCAUUAGCACAUCCAUGCGAGAGAACCAGAGUAACCGAGCAGCUCAUUGUCCAACUCGGACUGGCGAACUGCGCCAACACUCAGAUCAGACGCUGCAGUGGUGGUGAAGUCCGACGAACCAGUCUUGGUGUGCAACUUCUGUCGAAUCCAUCGUAUCUCCUCUGCGAUGAGCCCACGACGGGCCUUGAUGCGACGCGCGCAUAUGAUGUUAUGAAAAUCCUGCAUCAGCUCGUCAGGAAUGGAAGAACGGUGGUGGCGUCGAUUCACACUCCUCGCGCGGAGAUUUGGAAUCUGGCUGACCAUGUUGUAAUGCUGUCGCAGGGAAGUGUUUUGUAUAGUGGUGGUGUUGAUGCUGUCCGUUCCUACUUUGCGUCUAUUGGUUUCGAGAUUCCUUUUCAUCCAGCCGAGUAUCUUGUCGAUCUGAUGGCGGUAGAUUAUCGGUCGACAGCAGCAAAAGCGAGGUCAUCAGAGAGGAUACAACGACUAACAGAAUGCUGGAAAUCGCAAUCGCCCAGGAAAGAUGAACCUGUUUUAUCUGUGACUCCAUCGCCAGUCACUCCAUCCCAACCAGGAUCUCUUCCCCAUCAAGUGCGUGUCUUGACUCGUCGCACUAUUAAGACAUCUCUUCGUGAUCCUAUUGGAGUCUUCAGUUCACUCGCCCUGACUACCACUGUAUCCCUCAUCACCGGAUACAUCUUCUUCCAGCUCGAUGGAGGACUACAGGCUAUUCGAUCCAGACAAAGUGCCCUCUUCGUCGUCACGGCCCUCAACAAUGGGUACUUGAUUCUAAUGUACGAAGUCUUCCGUCUCUCCAUCGACAUUCAAUCAUUUGACCGUGAGAGGCGAGAAGGCGCCGUGACGGUCCUCGGCUACGUGAUCAGUCGUCGAGCAGCAAAGGCGCUGAUUGAGGACAUCCCGGGGUGUUUUAUAUCCUGCGCCAUCUUCUACUUCAUGGUUGGAUUCCAGCCUCAAGCAUCUCGAUUCUUCAUCUUUGUCUUGAUCGUCUUGCUGCUAUACUACACCACCCUUGCCUUAUCCUUGGUCUGCAUCGCAAUCGACCGACGAUUCCCAGUUGCAACGAUUGCAGCCAACCUCGCCAUCACACUUCAGCUGGUGGCGUGCGGGAAUUUCGUCCAGCUCGACCAGAUCCCCGUUUAUACACGAUGGCUGAAGUGGAUUGAUCCUCAGUUCUAUGGGUUUGGGGCGUUACUGGCGAAUGAAUUCACCGGACCGAAUCCAUCUCCGUAUGGUCAGUUGUAUGACUGUCCGUAUUCUAGUGAUCCGGCUGAUCCUCGGUGCAAGGAGUACACGGGCGUCUUCAUAAUGGAUCGCUUGGGAUUUCCUCGUAAUUGGAUCUGGAAGCCUGUGGUGGUUUUGAUUGGAUUCAUUGUCGGGUUGUAUGUGGUGGCUGUGCUUCUUCUACACUAUAAGCGUCCGAACGCUACAACUGCGCAGAAUAGCAGCUCUUCUUCCGUUGACGGUGGUGAGAUUGAAUUGCUACCCAGUGGCUCAGACCAGCCAGAUGUCACUAUCCAAGUACAGGAUUAUUCCCUUGCAAUACUCAAACGAUUCAGGAAAUCACAUUCACGCGCUAUCCUGCAGUCGCUGUCAACGACAUUCCAUCCUGGACAGCUGAACAUCAUCAUGGGUCCAUCUGGGAGUGGCAAGUCGACUCUUCUCAACGCCAUUACCGGAAGAAUACACUCUUCAUUCAACACGAGAAACAAAACCACCGGAGAUAUUCUCUAUAAUGGAACACGCUGUUCAGCAAAGGACAUGCAGGCUAUAUCCUCAUAUGUCCUCCAGACAGACUAUUCUCUCUAUCCCUUCCUGACCGUACGAGAAACACUCUAUCAUGCAGCUCGACUACGUCUUCCUGGGCGUAUAUCCACCAAGGACGCACAAAACAAGGCAGAUCAAAUUCUCCAACAAAUGGGUCUGCAAAACUGCGCUGAUUCUCUCGUUGGCGACGACACGUUCAGAGGAAUCAGCGGAGGUGAAAUGCGUCGUUUGUCCAUUGCCAUUCAACUUCUCCAUGACCCGCGUGUGUUGGUCCUUGAUGAGCCUACGUCCGGUUUGGAUGCGUUUUCUUCGGCGACUAUCUUUGAUAUUCUUGCUGCGUUGGCCAAAGAGGGUCGAACUAUCAUAUUGAGCGUGCAUCAGCCACGGUCCGAUCUGUAUCGGCACUUUUCGAAUGUUCUUCUUCUCGGGCAUGCUGGUUCAGUGCUGUAUACGGGGCCAGGGGAAACACUCUUACACCAUCUCACUCAAUACUAUGGUGGACAGACCAAUCCAGCGGACCUGAUUAUGGAUAUCAUCUCAGGCGAUGCCCCCCAUGCAUUUCCACAUAUACCGCAGCCAGAAGUGAAGGCGUCAUCUCUGGAUAGCCAGAAGAAGCAACAAAAGCCGCUUCGCAUCAUCCUCCCAACUAUCCUCCACCGCGCCUUUAUCGGCAUGUAUCGACGACCAUAUCUAGUUGGAUUCCAUCUCGCAGGUCCAAUUGGAGUGGGCAUCAUCAUCACCUUAUUCUUUGCGCCGUUAAAGCAUGAUUAUGCCGCCGUUCAGACCAUCCUCGGUCUAUCGCAGGAAUUCUGCGUCCUCUACUUUCUGGGAAUGAUCCAAAACACGUCAACAUACCCCAUCCAACAGAAAGCCUUCGACGACGAACUCAUCGACCGGUGCAUCACCCCCGAGGCCUUCGUCCUCGAAUACACACUCACCAAACUCCCCCUGGAACUGCUCUCGUCAAUCCUCUUCGGUGCCCUAGUAACAGCAGUCGGCCUAACCCCAGCCGGCAAAAUGGUCUUUAUCUCCGCCUUUACCGCAUUCGUCAUUAUCAACUGUGGCGAGUCGAUCGGGAUAAUCAUGUAUACGUGCAUCUCGCAUACAGGGCUCGCGUUGUGCUUAAUCUCCCUGAUGGGGUUUAUCGCGUAUACACUGGGCGGGGUGAUGAAUCCCACUCCGCCGGUCGUGUUCCAGGCGUUUAACCAUUUAUCGCCGGUGAAGUAUGCGACUGCGACGAUGACGGAGUAUAUGCUGGCUGGGAGGAGGUUUAGCUGUGCGAAUUCGGAGAGGUUGGAUGGUGGGAGUUGUCCAGUGUCGGAGGGGGAGGAGGUGUUGAGGUUAUACAAGAUGGAUGGUGAUCCAUCGUAUAAUCUCAUUGGGUUGGCUGUUUGUCUCGUUGCAUAUAGAGUUGCUGCAUAUGUCGCGGUCAAGAUUAGGGCGUAUUUCGUCUAA